Molecule: messenger RNA, 3193 nt
Organism: Dendroctonus ponderosae (mountain pine beetle)
Lineage: Eukaryota; Metazoa; Arthropoda; Insecta; Coleoptera; Curculionidae
Exons: 3
Coding region: 1419-3119 (566 amino acids)
Source: RefSeq, a predicted model, not a curated record
UCGAACGACUCUGAAAAUUUAUAAUACGCAGGGAUGACCAGCAGAAAUAAAAAAUGAUUUGAGCAAAAAAUUAAGCUGAAAAACUAUUUUCGCUGCUUAUCACUUCUGCAGAGCAUCUGGCUCACAGUAAAUGGUCCAUCUAAGUGAAAAUGCGAAAAUGCACUUUGAUGCUUUAAUAUAGAAGAAAUCGGUCAAUAGUAAAGCCACUAAUCAACAAUUACCGGAUACAUGACCUUAAUCUACCUAGUAAGUUUUAAUGAAAUUUAAUAUAUAGCAUCUUGUGCAUAUCUGAAAUUUUAAUGCUAAAUCUAGAGCAAUCGACAUGCUUCUACUUUCUUCUGUCCUGCAAUUUUUCAAAUAUAUCAGCAACAGUGGCGGUGCCCAAGAAUGCGGAAUCUGAGGUGUCGCGGAUCAUGAGCUCCUACGUGAAGCUACUUUUACAUUCGACUUUAGGUUGGCUGGUUGCAUUAAUGAGCCGAUCAUUAGCGGUUCUUUGCCUAAAAAUUCAAAUCAUUAGUCUAGCUAUGUGCCUCAGGGGGUUGACCAAUAAACGAAGUAAAUCUGGGGAUUUUCGAAAGCUUUGUUAUCGUAACUGCCAAAGCAACGCUACUGAAUUUUCUACAGAAAGCCAUUUGAUUUGCUCAUUGAUAAACUCGUUUCUAUGAUGUUUAACAGGCACGUACUUUGUCCACUUACUUGAGAAAACUCUUUGUGUCUUAAUUUUCACUGAAAAAUGAUAUGAAGCUGAUUUUUUCGCUGAUUUAUAGAUAGACACUCCUACUACAUAGUUGUAGUUUUUCAUAGUUAUAAAGGUUAUCUACAUAAAAGAUCGAUUAAAUAUUUAGCGAGAAAGCUAGGUAUGAAAAGUACAGCUAAUUGCGUACAUAAAGGAAGACUUUCAGUUCUUUUAAAGGUGAAUUUUUAAACAAAAAAGUGAUCAAAUGUUUAAGAAUGAUAUUGAGCAAUUUUACCUGCGAGUUCUCCGAGCAGUAGAUCAAAGGUCACAAGAAAAUAAUGCAAAAGCAGCUGGGUUUUAAAAAUUCAGCCUUUCAAAUCUGAUUAGUUUUUGCUAAUGUUUCUGAUGUUUUCUAUGCAUUGUUAAAAUGGCCCUUAAUUAGCAAUUAAUCGGAAAUCUCCAUACUCCGGGCCUGUUACGUCCAUUCGCAGCAAAUUAUUUUCAUCUAGUUUGCAAUCCACUGGGGAGGUAAAUGUAACAAAAUGAUUUGCAAUAAUCGCCUCAAAUGCAGGCUGUUUUACAGCUUAUCAGGUGAAAAGUAAUUAUCAAUAUUGACGUAUUAUUUCCGCGGCUGCAUACGAAGAUAUGUUUUUGCUUUUUUGCCUUAACCAUCGGGCAGUUUUAGUAUAUAAACUAGCCAGAGCGUCCGUUUACAUAUCAAAUGGUGAACAACUGAUUUAGAAUGUUCACUGGGAGAUCAGUAUUUUUGUUAAUCCUUUUGGCAUUAAACGCCCUCGCUGAAGAUGCUCCAAAUGCAUCCUCAAAGCCGCCGUCGGACAAAAGUGAUUAUAAAAAGUCUCUGACUAGAGAUUGUGGAAAUGUGUAUACUGCAACGUGCCUGAAGCUGGAUAUUGUUUCUUGGGUGGAUAAGUUGAACGAAGAAGAUGAUUACAAUGUGAUCCCAGGAGUAUCUUUAGUGCGUGAAAAUGGAAGUGCCCGAGCGAGUACUGCUGAUAUAGUGGCGGAAUUAGCAAGAAAUUUUCCGAAUGAUCCAGACGCGCGCCUGGAUGCGUUCUUGAUGAAGAAAGUAACGUCGUAUCUGAACAGCCAUGCAGUUCGUCUGGAUAUAUUCGACAGGAAAACUGUGCAAGCAACCGGUCGUGGAGGCGGCGGAGGCGGCGGCGGUGGAGGAGGCGGAGGAGGCAAGAAAGGCGGCGGUGGCGGCGAGGGAGGCGGAAUGGGAAUGAUGAUGGCAGCUGGAGCAAUGAUGAAAGGAACCUUAAUGGCCCUGGCUUUAGGUGGCAUAGCUGCAAUAGCAGGAAAAGCCCUGAUGACUGGCUUAAUUUCUUUGCUCCUUUCCGCAAUCAUCGGCCUCAAGUCUCUCACUCAUCAAGGCCACAAAUCCACCACAUAUGAAAUCGUCUCCAAACCGAUUUACACUCAAUCUCACAGUCACUCAGAGGCGCACGAGCAUGGAGGAGGAGGAGGCUACGGCCACUCUUCUUACGGAAGGAGCUUUGAUAUGCCUCUGCCUCUUGGCUUGCAACCGGAGUACAAACCAGCUUGGUCCGUAAAUCUAGAUUUUUUUAAGAGGCAAGAUGAGCCAGUAUAUAACCCGUUACAGUUUUUGAUAAACCAUCAGAUGCAGAUCGAGUAUAGUGGAGUCAGCAUGGGUUCUAAAAUCGCAGUGGUUGUUCUAGUUUUUACCCUUGCGGGUUUCGCAUCGGCGGUCGAUGUGCCGACGAAAAGUGACCGAAGUGAAUUUAAAAAGUCGCUGGCGAAAAACUGUGACGAUUCCUAUUCGCUCACUUGCCUAAAGCUGGAUGUUGUUUCAUGGGUGGACAAGUUAAGUGAAAAUGAAGACAUCAGUGUCCUUCCAGGUGUAUCGAUAGUGCGGGAAAACAGCAGUGCCAAAGUUACCACUAGUGAUAUAGUUACUGAGUUGGCCCGUGAGUUUCCAGAUGAUCCUAAUGCCCGCCUGGAUGCAUUCAUGUUGAAGAAAGUUUCGGGAUUUUUGAACAACCACUCCAUCAAACUGAAUCUGUGGAACGCUGCUCAAGAUGAAUCCGCAGGCACUGCUCGUAAGAAGGACAAAAAGGGCGGCGAUGGUAUGGGAAUGAUUCUUGCAGCUGGUGCCAUGAUGAAGGGCAUGCUGAUGGCUUUAGCCCUUGGAGGAAUCGCAGCCCUUGCUGGCAAAGCCCUAAUGACCGGUUUAAUUUCUUUGCUGCUUUCUGCCAUUAUUGGGUUGAAAUCCCUGUCAGGUGGCGGAGGAGGACACUCAACCUACGAAGUGGUUGCCAAGCCCAUCUACAGCACCUCACAUUCCCACUCAACCUCUCAUGAGGGCGGUGGCUGGGAUGGCGGCUAUGGAGGGCAUGGAAGAAGUCUAGGGGAUGCUCCGUUGCCUUUAGCUCUGCAGCCUGGCUACAAACCUCCUCAAUAGGCUCUAUUGUGAUUUUAUCUUAGUUUUGUUUGUUAACUUAUUUAUUUUAUUUUUAAUAAAUUAUUUGUUCUGGC